Drosophila elegans is the source of this 2257-nucleotide messenger RNA. RefSeq names its product trichohyalin. NCBI's taxonomy places the organism in Eukaryota, Metazoa, Arthropoda, Insecta, Diptera, Drosophilidae. The record is from RefSeq and is a predicted model, not a curated record. The transcript has 2 exons. The coding region runs from base 373 to 2118 and encodes 581 amino acids.
UAUUUAUUAAGUAAUAAAUGAUGUAUUAGGAUAUUUAAUUAAAAUUUGAAAAUGUAUAAUUUAAAUUUAUUUGAAACUUUUAAUAGUGAAAGCUGCUGUUCUUGUUUAACGUAUGCUUAAGCUAAAAUUAAACCUAGAAAGGUUUACAAUUGGAAAUUAACCAAGAAAUGCCACAGCGUACCCUGUAAAUCAGUUAUCCCCAGCAAGCUGGAGGGCGUUUGUCUACAUAACCUAUCAGAUUCGAUUGGAUAAACAAACCAAACAAGCAAACAAAACAACAGCCUUCAAGCAACACAAGCAGACGACGCCGACAAUAAAAACAAAACUUCUCAAUUAUUUCAAACUACAUCUACAUAUAUACAUUUCGCCAAGAUGCCAGUGGUGUUGCCAUGUCGUUCACGGGCCGACAGUAAACUUCAUGCGAAUUGUUAUGAUCGACUAAGGAAACGGAUUUAUUUGGAAACGCCACCAUUGUCAACCAUUGAGGAGGAGAUAAAGUGUGGAGUUCGCCGAGAUAGACCCGUAAAGCCCAAGGAGCAGAGGCGACCAUUGCCGCCGGGCACACGGCCACCCAAUCCUUUGGUCAUUCCAGGAAAAAACGCCAAACGACCGGUGGUGGGUGGUGGAAAAGCGCCACCACGUGCCCGCGAAUACGAUGGGGCAAAGGCCACAUUCUUUCACAUCAAGGGACAAUCGUGGGAAUCCAAGGGUUAUGCGGAACUCUCUCAGAGCGAAUUGGAUCGCAUGAGGGCAUCGAGACCGAAGACCACCGAGGAACGGCGAGCGGAACAGGAUCGUCGGAUGGAGGAGCAGCAGUACCAUACCGCCGAAGCGGAACGUAUGCGCAAUUAUUUCCAUGACAUCGAUGAACAGCGCAGGGAAAUGGAACGUGAAACGGAGAAAAAAAACGCUGACGAGGCCGAAGAAGAUGUGAAUGAAGAGCGAAGAGCCGAGGCCAAGAGAUUACAGGUCCUCCAUCGCGCAUUGGAAGCCAAACAUGAAUCAGACGCGCGUGUAAAAGCAGCCACUCGUGCAAUUUCCGAGGCCAAAUGCAGUGCCAUGUGGACGGCACAGAUUCGGGAGAGAAAACUCCUUGAUCGCAUCCAACUCGAUCACGAUGAGGAGAUGGCGCGCAAGAAUCGGGAAUACAAUAAUGCCAAGUGGGGCACUGUGGAGCAACAUGAUCAGGCCGAAGAGGAGCGACGCAGGCAGUUUGGAAAUGCUGUUCGCGAACAAAUCAGCGAUCGUGAAAAGUUGAGAUACAUGGCCCAAGAUCGCCUGCGCAUGGAAGCUCAGGACUUGCGUGCCAUUGUGGAUGAGUACAAAAAGGCCGAAAUGGCUGAAGGUGAAUCUCGGUCUCGUCGCAAGUUGGCCUACAGGGAUGAGCUGAAUAAGUACACCAAAUUGCAUCGCAAUUUUGUGCGCAUGAUGUGUGAACAGGAUCAAAGGGAUGAAAACAGGGCCUACGAGUAUCUAAAACUGAAGGAACAGCAACUAAAAGUGCAACGUGCUGAACGCGAGGCCAUUGCAGAGGAUGAAAAGCGCAAACGGGAUGUACUAUUUGCAGUGGGUCAGAAGAUUCUCGACGCGAAGGACAAUCGCGAGGAGAUGCACUUCCUUGCCGAACACGAACGUUUGGAAAGAAAAUACAGGGAAAACGAAAGAAAAGCAGCCGAGAAAGAGCGAGCAAUGACCGCUGAUCUCAAGCGUGCCAAUAUGGAACAAAUGGAGCAUCUUAGUAAAAUGAAGGCUUGCUACUAUGUGCAACGUGAAAGGGAACUCAAGGAGAUGAUCCAGUAUCGGCAGAAACACGAGGAGCAAAUGAAACGCGAGGCCGAUGAGCUGGCCAUCAAGAAGGCCUGUCUUCGCACCAGUGUAUCCUGUCAAAUUGAGGAGCGCGAAAAGGCUCGUCGCAGGGAACUGGAGGAAGAACAUUUGGCCAUCGAAAGGGAAAGGGCGGCUGAAGCUCAGCGACAAAAGGAAAUCGAUACGGUGAUUACCGUCAAAUUAGAUGAUCUACAAAGACGUGGAUGUCUGCCCAAUGUGGCUGUUCGAUCGCUAAAAGGUCGUGUCGCCAAUGCCGGCAACAGAAAGAAGCUGGGCCUUGAAUUAAGUUAGUUUUUCUUUUCAAUUUAAUGCCUCAGAAAAAAAAAAAAAAUAGCACACUGAUAUAGCACACACACACACACUGCUCACGUUGACAAUGGCAUAGAUGGCUUUUCGAGCUUGGCGGUAUUAAAACUUGCAGCAUACUAAA